Molecule: messenger RNA, 4706 nt
Organism: Ictalurus furcatus (blue catfish)
Lineage: Eukaryota; Metazoa; Chordata; Actinopteri; Siluriformes; Ictaluridae
Gene: adam9b
Exons: 22
Coding region: 1410-3899 (829 amino acids)
Biological process (GO): proteolysis
Cellular component (GO): plasma membrane
Molecular function (GO): metalloendopeptidase activity
Source: RefSeq, a predicted model, not a curated record
GUGGAACUCCAAAAUAAAAAUGGGCCAACAAGAUUUUACUACCUGGGAAUCAACAACAAAUCUCUCACACAGUUAGCUUGUCCUAAACAUGAUUCAAAACACAAAACCGUAAUCCACAAACAACUUCCACACAGAGAGAUUUCAGUUCUGUUCUAAGGAAACAGCUUAACGUGGUAUAAACACGUAUUAACACCAAAUUUCUCUCGCAGGAUGUUGAUCAUGACUAACGUGUAGUAUCGAAUGAACAAUCCUCAGGAACGAAAUAUUCAUAAUAAAAAGCUAAAAACGACAUAUUACGUUUCACGUUAAGCAAAUUCCCCAUUAAUAAACAGCUAAACACAGUGUGUUAUUACAUCACAGCACUGCUGAGUUCUGCAUUCUGAUUGGUCAUCGGGUGUUGAUUAAUUCAUUUUCUUUAACACGCUGACUCUAAUACGUUAUCGUUUCCAUAGUAAGAGCAAAGAGAUGUUUCUUUAUUUAACAUGUAUGGAAGGAAGGAGUCUCCAGGGUCAAAGUUUACCUUAAACGAAAACUUGUCUCGCAGAUAUUCCACAACAUUAAACAGAUUUUUAAAAAAUAUUACGGUGUCGUUCUUUCAUUAUUAUUAUUAUUAUUAUUUUUAAAUUAAUUGUUAGCAAAUUACUGUGGUGUAAGAGGAAUAUAACACGCACAGUUGUAGGAAAAGAAACAACCAUGGGGUGGUAAGCAACAGUAUCUCCUCUUCAUCACACCGAUGGUGAUGCUCUUGAUGAUUAUUUUCCUAUAACAGCACACCAUGGAGGGUUUUCCAUCUUGUGAAUCAGUGAGCUAGAAACACUAAACUUCUCCCACACUUUAUUGAACACUUUUUUUUUUUUUUUAAUGAAACUAAAUAUAAAGAACAGAGUUUCAUGUUAAGCUUUUUUCCCCCAUUGUAAACAUUUAAAACGCAAUAUAAAUGUACAUAUAAAGAUUUGGUGUGGAUUGUUGUGUUGUUGCUGUGUGACUUGUGGCAGGAAGAACACACCGUGAGACGUUAGUGAAACAGAAGCAGCUCUUGAAUGCUGCACGAUCAUUUCGUCAACGCGUUCAGGUGACGGAGCAGCACUGUGUACCUGUCUCACCUGAGCUCUCUCUCUCACACACACACACACACACACACACACACACAAAAACACAAAUCUCAACGUCUAAUUACAUAAACGCAAUAUAAAUGUACAUAUAAAGAUUUGGUGUGGUUUGUUGUGUUGUUGCUGUGUGACUUGUGGCAGGAAGAACACACCGUGAGUCGCUGAGGUGCAACGUUAGAGCAGCUCUUGAACGCAGCACGAUCAUUUCGUCAGCGCGUACAGGUGAAUGAGCAGCACUGUGUACCUGUCUCACCUGAGCUCUCUCUCUCUCACACACACACACACACACCAGACUGAAGAAUGGGGGGAGAGGAACUCAGGAGCAGCAAUAGAAAUCCCAGUGGACACUUUUCCACACUUCUCCUGCUCAUCUUGACGGCUCACACAGACGGAAUCAUGAACCCAGAUCUGUUCCACGCCCAAACAUCACACCUGGAAAACUACCAGAUCGUCAUACCUCAGCUUGUGCACAAACGAUGGCAGAGACACGACGACUUUACACAAACACACAGACAGAGAGCAGAUCCCGAGAGUCUGACCUACUCGAUUGAGAUAGAUGACACUGUUCACCUCUUACAUCUAACCAAAAACAAAGAAUUUUUAUCUCCUGAUUUCGCUGUGGUCUCCCAUGACGUGCAUCGCAACUCCACGACGAAGCACAGAGAGAAACCUGUGCUGUGUCAUUACUACGGCCGAGUCUCAGGUUAUGAGGAAUCUCUGGUGGCUCUGAGCACCUGUAAUGGACUCAGGGGCGUCAUUUUCAUCGGCAACAAGAGUUACGCCCUUGAACCCGCUUUGCACGCCGCGAACAACGAGCACAUCCUGUUUCCCCUGGAGAACAGUCGGUCGGAUCCGUUUGUGUGUGGGGUGGACAGCGAACGCGAUUGCGGCGAGGACGGCUCCUGCGACCACACCUUGUCGAUGGAGACGUUUUUACGGAAAAAACGCAACCUGCCUCAGACCAGAUACGUGGAGCUGGCGUUAGUAGUGGACAAUCUGAGGUUUGUAUUCAUGAAGAGCAACCGCACUGCUGUGAGGGAUGAAAUGGUCCAGAUUUCUAAUUUAUUGGACACGUACUACCGGCAGCUGAAUAUCCGCAUCGUCCUGGUGGGUCUGGAGAUUUUCGAGACGAGCAACCCGUUCGACGUGGGGGGAGACCCGAGAGUGGUUUUAGGACAGUUUGUCAAGUGGAGGAAAGCGAACCUGACAUCGCGCAGCGACAUGGGCCAGCUCGUGGUGGGUCAAAAAGGAGCGUACACUGGAGGGAUUUUGGGCAUGGCCUACGUCGGGACUGUUUGCUCAGCAAGCAGCGGCGGAGGAAUUAGCGUGUAUGGCGACAAUGGGUUUCAGUAUUAUUCCACGGUGCUGGCUCAUGAGAUGGGCCACAAUCUGGGCAUGACCCACGACGACACGCGCUGCCAGUGCGACGGACGCAACUGCAUCAUGUAUUCGACCGCCACCGGAUCGACUCUGUUCAGCACGUGCAGUGGUACGGAUUUUGAGAACCUGGUCUUGCGUGGAGGAGGCGCGUGUUUGCUGAACCAGCCGCCUCAGGACAGCGUCAUCUCCGUGGCCCAGUGCGGCAACGGCAUCCUGGAGGCGGGGGAAGACUGCGACUGCGGACCGCCCCAGAGCUGCAACAGUAAAUGCUGUAACGCGGCUACGUGCACUUUCACAAAGGGUUCAGCCUGCGCUGCUGGCCUCUGCUGCAAAGACUGUCAGAUUGUGGUGUCUGGUACGCCCUGCAGACAAUCUGUGAACCAGUGCGACCUGCCGGAGUACUGCAACGGCACAUCCGCGUUCUGCCCUUCAGACUUCUAUCUAAUGGACGGCCUUACCUGCGAGGGCAGCACCGCCUACUGCUUCGAGGGCCGGUGCCAGACGCUGGACUACCAGUGCAAGCAGCUCUUCGGCCAAAACGCAAUAAAAGCCAACGAUCAAUGCUUCAGCUACGUGAAUACACAGGGCACCAAGUUUGGAAACUGCGGUUACUCCGGAUCCAGUCUGGUCCCGUGUUCUGUGGACAACUCCAUGUGUGGGAAGGUACAGUGCACAAACUUUGACUCGAACUACCCCCCGGCCGGGGCAGUCAUCAGCGUCCAGGACAUAGCACCAGGGGUCUCGUGCAGGAACGCCGAUUUCAACCUGGGAACAGACGUCCUGGACCCGGGAUACGUUAAAACAGCGACAGUGUGCGCUGCAGGCAGAGUCUGUGUGAACUUCCAGUGUGUGAAUUCAUCCGUGCUGACACAAGGCCAGAAGUGUGAUGCUGUAAAGGACUGCAAUAGCAAUGGGGUGUGUAACAAUAACGCCCACUGUCACUGCAACAAUGGCUGGGCUCCUCCUGACUGCAAAACAUGGGGAAGAGGAGGCAGUGUGGAUAGUGGACCUGCUCAAAUAGAUUACACGCUGAGGAAUGGCCUGUUGAUCUUCUUCCUGUUGGUGCUGCCCGUUCUGGUGCUGCUGGUGUUGGGUUUUCUUUACAUAUUCAGACGGGACUCUCUAAACAGGUGCUUCAGGCGCCGACGGUCCAAACAGAGCAGGGCGACCGAAGCGAGCGCUCCGAGGAACGGCCAGCCAAGCGGAAACGUACAAAGACCUGCACGUCCUCCACCGCCAACGCAAGGUCCUCCUACGUAUCCACAGUAUCCGUCUGCCACCUCUGGAGCUCAGGCAAGUUCUAACAGUCAGGGUUCUGGUGGCGUGCAGCCUGCGAUUUUUACUACUCAGCUUCCCAGAAAUGGACCUGGAGUUCCUCGACCCAUUCCACCCAGGAACAUCGUCACUUGAGCAAACUCAGAGAAGGAUGUUUGUGGAAAGAUGUGAUGCUAAUCAUCACAGUGAAGAAAUGACCUGCUAGGCUCCAGUGUUAUGUAAUAUCAUUCUGUCAAUGACUAUUCGAAACAUGUUUUAAUUAUUUUUUUAAUGGUUUACAUAUUUGAGAUUAUUCGGUUGUUAUCUGGUUGUUGUUCGGUUGUUAUUCGGCUGUUAUCUGGUUCCCUCAUUACCUGUGAUUUUUUUUUUUUUUUACACACACACACACACACACACACACACAGUGUCUAUAUAGAUUUAACUGCUGUUACGUAUUUUAUCUAGGUUAAGCUAUUUUACCCAUGGCUGAGUCUAAACAUAUAUUUUUUUAAAAAUAAAACAAUAACGCAAGAAAGCAGGAUUUAUGACUUAGUCAAGAUCUACAAAUCGGUGACGCUAAUAUCAGUAUCCGUGCCAACCUGUGCUAUGAAAUUGACCUGGAACUUCGUGGAAGUAAAGAAAAGUUUAAUCCAACUUCCGAGCGUAAUCUGGCUAGGUCAGUGUGCCACCGAAUCUGACGGCGAAGUCACCAAACAGGAAGUGAGGCUGUAUCUAAGCACCAACUUUGCACCCUGACACAAAUCUUGGUAGGCAUCCUCAGGACCGUGCCCCGAGGCUGUGCGACAAAUUUUGUGACAGCGCCACUUAUUGGUCAAUAAUUACAAUAACAAGUUCACAAACGCUUCCAUCCGAGUGCCAUUUUUGCUGCUCCUCGCUGCGUUCCUUUUUCUAAUCCGUGUCAAAUAUUAAAUAAAGAUUUAAGAGAAAACACUGGAGGUGAGG